Molecule: messenger RNA, 1823 nt
Organism: Ostrea edulis (European flat oyster)
Lineage: Eukaryota; Metazoa; Mollusca; Bivalvia; Ostreida; Ostreidae
Product: receptor-type tyrosine-protein phosphatase alpha-like
Exons: 16
Coding region: 1-1566 (521 amino acids)
Biological process (GO): protein dephosphorylation
Molecular function (GO): protein tyrosine phosphatase activity
Source: RefSeq, a predicted model, not a curated record
AUGGAGUUGAUGCGACUAGAAGUAGAAAUCCGGACCCCUGGAGAGCACGGACCCCUGGAGAGCACGGUAGAUGACCACUGGUUUAAAUUAAUCUUUGAUACUAUUCUCAUGUCCCUGGAGAGCACGGACCCUGGAGAGCACGGACCCCUGGAGAGCACGGUAGAUGACCACUGGUUGAUGAUCUGGCAGGAACAGGUUUCAGUUGUUGUCAUGUUGUCCAAUUUCACAGAAGAUAAUAAGGAGAAAUGUUACCAGUACUGGCCCAUUAAAGGAAAAGUUCGGGUAGAGGGGUCUAUUUCCGUACGCCUGUUACAAGAGAAGAAGUAUGCGUUUUAUACCCUGAGGAAAAUUAAGUUGGAACAAAAAACGACAGCAACCAGUAGAUUGGUGUGUCAUUUUCAAUUCACGAUGUGGUCAGACAGUGAGAUUCCGUAUCCCUCCGAGCUGGUCCAGUUUUACAGGAGUGUGAAGAGGGCGCAGGACGCCUGUCCCAGUUCUCCAGUCCUCGUGCAUUGCAGUGAAGGAGGUGGACGGACGGGAACGUUUAUAGCCCUGGACAAAUUACACAGAGCUGGUCAGAGAGCUGGACGGGUCAACGUCACUAAAUGUCUGGUGGAAAUGUGUGAGCAGAGAAUGAACAUGGUGGAAAAUAUGGAACAGUAUAUACUACUCUACCACACACUGAAGGAGUCGUUUCAUCGGAAUGUCUACCCGAUCAGAAAAGAGAAACUCUCCACAAUAUUGACAGAAGAAAUGCAGAAACCGGACAAGGAAAACUAUCUGAGAAAACAGUUCUGUGAGCUGAUGUGUGUGAGACCAGUCUAUGAUGAUCUCAUCAAUGAAACUGGAUACAGAAACAUCCAACUCAACUUAAUGCCUACCGUCCUACCGGAUGAAGAAUUUCGUGUGACGUUCCCGUCCGGGGAGAGAAGGACAAGAAAUGAUUUCUACAACACAGUAUUCCUCUCCACAAUAACAGAAUAUAAUGGUCUGAUAGUAGCCCCGUAUCCUGCUGACAACACGGCCGAGGACUUGAUACGGCUGAUGAUGCGUCAGAAGUCACGUGUGCUGGUUACCAUGCAUCCCCUGAUUGAACUACACUCGACCGUGCUUUGGUAUCCGGACAAGUCAUCUGAGUUAUCACAGUACAAAAUCUACAGAGAAGCGAGUGGAUUUCUUACCAGUGACAUUCAAAGAGUUACCAUUCGGAUAGAAAGCACAAAGAGGUCAGAGGUUCAUCGUGUACAUGUGUAUGAGAUUCUAUCUUGGAGCACUAAGAACAUAAUACCACGUGACACAAAGCUUGCCACAACAGUGAUUAAGGAAGCUCGUCAGACACGAGAGGAAGAGGGAGGAGGACCUAUAACAGUCAUGUCAUAUGAUGGCGCUUCCGGCUGUGGGGUAUUUAUAGCUCUGUAUAACGCCAUGGAACAACUGAGUAUGGACGGAGCUGUGGACCUGUUCAGUAUCGUGCACGACAUUCACAUCAGGCUUCCACGGAUGAUGUCUACCAUGGAUGAGUACGAGUUUUGUUACCAAGCGAUUGCAGAACUGUAUACCCAGUAAUACCCCACAAUGAACAGUCGAUGAUAUAACCGAGUCUGAUACCCCACAAUGAACAGUCAAUGAUAUAACCGAGUCUGAUAUUCCACAAUGAACAGUCGAUGAUGUAACUGAGCUUGUAUAAUGCCCCACAAUGAACUGUCAAUGUUUUAACUGGGUUUGUGUAAUGUACAUAUCUUGGUGUUUUUAUAGUUUAAUUAGUGUACAUCAAAACACUGACAGGAUGGUUGUCGUACAUCAUUAAACAGAUAUCAGCAAGA